Molecule: messenger RNA, 921 nt
Organism: Durusdinium trenchii
Lineage: Eukaryota; Dinophyceae; Suessiales; Symbiodiniaceae
Source: the annotation of a GenBank genome assembly
AUGUCUGCGUCGAUCCCUGCUGUGCUUGUGCGGAAUGGGCGGGCAGCAAGCCCAUGGCUCAGCAAGCACGACUUGCUGCACAACUACUCUGGCGCUUAUACCACUGCGCGGACGGUGUCCAGAAACUCUGUUUUCGAGCUCUCCAUGCACUGCCAGAGGCUGGCAGACACAGCUCAAGAUGUGCUGCAACGCAAGUUGGAGGAGACACCAGAGAUGGAGGGACGUUUUCGACAAGCACUAGCUUUCUUGGAACCAGCUGCAAUUCAGGCAGUUUUCAAGCGUGAGUGCCUCACGGCUCUUGAUUACCUUCAUGGCGUGGAGGAUGGCCCGUGCGAGUAUCAGGUAACUGUUUUGCUGACUUGCGAUACGGUGACUGAAGCCAAUGACAAGGGCUUUGAUGUUUACACUUUUGUCCAGGCCCUACCUUUUGUUGAAGCCACGGUAGCUGUAGAAGCACGCCAAGCUGAGAGAAGCAAUCCUACUGUGAAAGAUGUGCAGUGGGUCAAUGAUCGCCAGCACCUUGAAGAGAUUCAAUCACAAGCUGGGGUCAAUGAGGUGAUCAUGCAUGACGAGCGCGGCAAAAUUACAGAGGGGCUGCAGACCAACUUUUUUGCUGAGCGAAACGGCACCUUGUACACAGCUCCGGAUGACCGUGUGCUAUCCGGUACUGUCAGGAAGGUGGUGCUGGAAGUUGCCCAAGAACAUGGCAUCCCCGUUGAACUGGAGUGUCCCAACAUUUCGGAGAUGAACCAAUGGGACAGCUGCUUCAUUUGCUCCACUUCACGACUGGUGAAGCCCAUCCACACGCUGACCAGUCCGGACUUUGGUGAGCGCCGCUUUAGCUCCAGUGGCCUUGCACAUCGCUUGGAGGCCUUGGUGCUUGAGUCGAUGCAGCGACAUGCCGAGCCUCUGACAGAGUAG